Capsicum annuum is the source of this 723-nucleotide messenger RNA. RefSeq lists its product as uncharacterized. The transcript has a single exon. Gene Ontology annotation, molecular function: zinc ion binding; nucleic acid binding. The coding region runs from base 1 to 723 and encodes 240 amino acids. NCBI's taxonomy places the organism in Eukaryota, Viridiplantae, Streptophyta, Magnoliopsida, Solanales, Solanaceae. The record is from RefSeq and is a predicted model, not a curated record.
AUGGUUAUAGCAUGGAUUACGAAUUCUUUGUCUACUGAAUUGGCAACUAGUGUAAUGUGUUUUGAUUCUGCCAAAGACAUUUGGACUGAUAUAAAUGAAUGGUUUGGUCAGUCUAAUGGUACUAAAUAUAUUCAGAUCCAGAAAGAGAUUAACUCUACUGUGCAAGGUUCUUCUACUAUCUCGUCCUAUUUCACUAAAAUUCGCACUCUUUGGGAUGAGUUGAGUACAUCUUAUGUUGGUCCUGUAUGUACUUGUGGGGCUUUAGGGAAGUUUAUGGAACAACAAAAAUUGUUCCAAUUUUUUAGUGGCUUAAAUGAUGAAUAUUCACUCUGUAAGAGUAACCUUCUGAUGAGGCCUACACUACCUUCCCUUAGUUGUUCUUAUGCUAUGUUGCAACAUAUUGAAAAGCAGAAUGAGACAUCCCCUCCUAUCUGUGGAUUCUCAAAUGAUUCAACUGUUUUCAAUUCAAUGUCUCAGAAUACUUCUGUAGGAAGAGGAUACAAUCAAAGAUUUAAUUUUGAUUCUAAAAGGCCUUUUUCCUCCCCAGUGCCAUAUGAUGCUAGAAGAACUCAACCUGAUGGCAGAAAAUCUCUUACUCCUAACUCUGGUCCCUCAACCUCUUCACCUAUUUUCUGCAAGUAUUGCAAGAAAUCUGGACAUCUUAUUGAUAAGUGCUAUAAACUCCAUGGUUAUCCUACUGAUUUCAAACCAUGUCAAGUUUAA